GCAGGCUCUGCCACCGUGCUUGUGGGAGUGAGAGACCCCUAGGUGAUGCUUUUAGGUCUGGUAAUGCCUCAUAAUUCACCUCUCUCAGCUGUGGUCCUCUUAGCUUUUGACCUCCCAUUAAACUUGCCUGGUCCUUGCAGCAAGGUGUCCUUCAGAGUGAGCGUCUGAUACACCUUUCUCAGGCUGGAGGAGGUUCUGCUCAGGACUACCAGGUCUGCAGUGUGUUUGGGUAAUAAUAACUGUGCAAAGCUCGGUGGGAAAGGCUCUCACUGGCUCAUGGUCUGAAGAGAAAGGCAGGUAUCUGGCAGCCUCACCCCUGUGUCCCUCCUUUCAUCUCCUGCAGUUAACCCCAUAUCACGUGGUGUGUUGUGCAGUAAGAGAAUAUCCUUACCUCGUAGCCCUCCUUCCCAACAGAUUAUCAGGAGCAAGUCCCUUGUGCAAGACACAUGCUGUGCUUGCAGCCAUGGUGGUUUCUGAAGUUCUUCAGACCAACUGUUAUUUUUUCAAGUUUACUCAGUGCCAGUGGAUGGUGCUUCCCAGCAGCAAAGUGGGAGCUCUCAUACAGCAAACUGUUUGUUUUCAUCCAUAAAAUAAGGACAUCCACACUCCCUUCCUCUUCACCAUCUGCAGCCAGAGCAGCCUCUGUCUUCCUCCAACUUUCAUGGCUGUCAGGAAAUAUUCAGUAAAGACAUGAUCUUGUCUGUGACUAGUUUGUCCUGUAAAGCUGGUUAUUAACCACUGAUUUGAACAGCAGCCAGUGACCUCUCCCUUGAGCCACUGUCAUCUUUUAUACCAUUUUUUGGAGAACAUUUCUGGCACUGCUUUAUUGUUACAGCUAGAAACUGCCAUGGACUCAACAGGAAGCUGUAGGUAAUUACUUUGGCUUCUCACAUCCUCUGGUCAGCAGAUAGAAGAGGCUCAGAGGCUCAGCACAAAUUUCUACAUACAUCACCGUUCCUCCGUCGCCUUUGAUUCAGACCCUGGUGCAGGGGAACAUCUUGGUUAGUGAUGAGGUGCUGAUGUCAGCCAUGUCUGCUUUUACAUCCUUGGACCAACCCAUGCCAGCGGUGCAGCCCCCAGUGCAGAGCGGCUUGAGUAUGCAUGCCGGGGCUGGUUACCUCUCACAGCCCCCUCCUCCUCCCCCACCACCUCCUCCACAGCCCCCACCACCCCCCCCACCAAGCCUGGGGGCUCCGGGGCAGCCCAACACCGGCAGCGGUGUGGUUGAAGUGUACAGUGCUCCUGCAGCCAUGGCAGCAAACAGCUCCGUGGAGAUCCAGGCGCUGGGGAUGCAGCCAUACCCAGCCAUGGAGGUACCAAGUCAGUGUGUGGAAAGUCCUGUGUACCCCUCUCCCCCUGUGUACAGCCCUGGGAAGCAGGGGUUCAAGCCCAAGAGUGCCAGCGUUCCCACACCUUUGACCAGUGCAGGAGGAGGCAACGUGGUUGGUUUUGAUUCCACCUCAGCUGUCAAAAGUAGACGUUCCAAAAGUGAGAGUGGGCUGCAGGAAGGGAAACCCAAGUCCCCAAAGCUGAAAUGCACUUACUGUGACAAGGCCUUUACCAAAAACUUUGACCUGCAACAGCACAUCAGAAGUCACACAGGUGAGAAGCCCUUCCAGUGCAUCGUGUGCGGCCGAGCCUUCGCCCAGAAGUCCAAUGUGAAGAAACACAUGCAAACCCAUAAAGUGUGGCCUCCAGGACUAGGAUGCACCAUCUCCCGCAACUCCAUCACGGUGCAGGUCAUGGCCUUGAACCCCAACCAGGCAGAGGAUGAGGAGAACACAGGUUUGACUCAACCCUCUAGGAACCCAGCACAACCUCCCCAAGACAUGAGCCCCAUGGAGGAGAGCGAUGCUGGCAAACUGGAAGCCAAGCAGGUUGUCUUGAUCGACAGCUCUUACCAGUGCCAGUUCUGUCCCAGCAAAUUCAACACCUAUUUCCAGCUCAAAUCACACAUGACACAGCACAAGAAUGAACAGGUGUACAAGUGUGUGGUGAAAAGCUGCGCUCAGACCUUCCAGAAGCUGGAAUCUUUCCUCGACCACAUCAAGAGCCAUCAGGAGGAGCUGAGUUAUCGCUGCCACCUCUGCAGCAAGGACUUCCCCUCCCUGUAUGAGCUGGGCGUCCACCAGUACUCGCACAGCCUGCUGCCCCAGCACAGCCCCAAGAAGGACGUGGCUGUAUACAAAUGUGUGAAGUGUGUAAACAAGUACUCCACUCCUGAAGCCCUGGAGCACCAUCUGCAGACAGCAACGCACAACUUCCCCUGCCCUCACUGCCAGAAGGUGUUCCCCUGUGAGAGGUACCUGCGCCGCCACAUCCCCACCCACGGCGGAGGCAGCAAGUUCAAGUGCCAGAUCUGCAAGAAGUUCUUUCGCCGGGAGCACUACCUCAAGCUGCAUGCCCACAUCCAUUCAGGUGAAAAGCCCUUUAAAUGCUCGGUGUGUGAUGCAGCUUUCAAUCGGAAAGACAAACUCAAGAGGCACAUGCUGAUCCACGAACCUUUCAAGAAGUAUAAAUGUCCUUUUUCAAGCCACACAGGCUGCAAUAAAGAGUUCAACAGGCCUGACAAGCUGAAAGCUCACAUACUGUCCCAUUCAGGGAUGAAGAUCCACAAGUGCCAGUACUGUAACAAGUCCUUCAGCCGACGAGCCCACAUGAUGGAGCAUCAGCGCUCGCACACCGGCAACUACAAAUACCGCUGCCCCACCUGCAGCAAAGGCUUCACACGCCACAAGUACAUGAAGGACCACAAGUGCCGCCUGGGCUCCCCCAAGGACAAAGACCUGCAGCUCAGGAAGCCCCAGAAGAGACGGGUGGUGCAGGGACGCAAAGCGGGCCUUUCCCUUCCCAACCAGCUGCCUCUGGGAGAGCUGAAGGACGGCGCUGCUGGGGAAGACGUCCCUAACAAAGAGCCAUUCCAGGAGUCAGAUGCUGUCCUGUCCAUUGUGGUUGGUGGGUCAGGAGCUGCCGACUCGGACCUUGUCGUUCCUGGGCAGCCCAGCAGUAUUGCAUCCAAUUUGUCCUUGGCAGAACUGCAGGCUGCCUCGGAUGGCCCCUGCACCAUGCUGGCUGUCCCCGUUUACAUCCAGACUGAGUGAUCGUAUGUAGAGCCACUGUGUGGCUUGGGGCUGCUGCUGGGAUCGUCAGACUUGGUGCUGAAAUUUAUUCUGGUGAAAAAGACCAAAGCUCUUGUGGGGAGUAGAUGGAUAUGGGAGAGAAUGGCUUUCAUUUCCAAUUGAUCUUCCCAUCCAUGGGCGAAGGACUUUUUGGAAGCCACUGAUGGCUACAAGGCACUGAAGAGAAUGGCUCCGUUUUUUUCUUGUCCCUCUGCAUGGCUGGUCAGUUAAGGGCAAGAAAGACUAAGAUCCCUGAAUCAGGGUGAGAAGGAGGAGCAUAUAAACUUGCAACAAACAGAGCUGCUGAAGUCAGGUGGCUUUGCAAAUCACAGCCCGUCCCAUCUGUGGUUUUUCUGGCCUAAAAGCUGUAUUGCCCAGUAUUUGGGUGCCCUUUUCGAGAGCAAACAAAUGAUUCUUCCUAGUGGAAGCAAGUUCGUUGUGAGACCCUUUGGGAACACUGUUCAGAAAUACUCUGAUAGACUUUUCUGGUAUCUUUCUCUGCUCUUAUCAGUAAAAAGAACACCUUGUCUAUACUACA
Messenger RNA from Tympanuchus pallidicinctus (lesser prairie-chicken), 3657 nucleotides. RefSeq names its product zinc finger protein 341 (gene ZNF341). Bases 1020 to 3101 code for a protein of 693 amino acids. The transcript has 13 exons. The record is from RefSeq and is a predicted model, not a curated record. Lineage: Eukaryota; Metazoa; Chordata; Aves; Galliformes; Phasianidae.